UUCAUUUCUGUCAUACUUUUACUUCCUGUUUCUGUUGUCAUGGUGACAGCAGCGGUCAAACAGUUGAUUUAACGUCUGCUGCAGAAUAAUAACAGCAGAUAAAUGUCAGGAAACCUGGUUAUCAGCUGCUGUACAGACAGGAAGCCACAGAGAGAGCAUCAGGAAUGUUUUCCAUAUGACCACUUAGCAAAGUCCAUGUGGUGCAGAUUCUCCUGACUUCAAAAAUCUCAUGAAAACCUCUUUCUUUGUCUCUCUAUAUAUUCUCUCUCUAUCCCUCCAUCCUAACCUGCAGCCUUGUGUCUCUUGGGUCCUCUCCAUGAUUUGCUGCAGCCAGAUUAAACUUCAUCUGUACAUCAGAUAAACUAAUGUAGCCCACAUUUUCAAACAAACAGCUGUAAACAACUACAGUCUGCAACUGCAAUCAACUAGGAAUUUUCAGUCUCUCUCUGGUUGUUUUCAGUCUCUAGGUAGUUGUUUUAAGUCUUUCUGUAGUGUCUCUGUGCUGGUGUUUGCGUUUCCUCUGGUCUGGUGGUCUUGCUCAUUUGUAGUGGGAAUGUUCCCAUUUCCUGUUUGUUUUAAACACAUUAGGUGUUUCCAUCACUGUAUGAAUCACAGUGUGGGAAGAACAAACACAUUAGAACUUUUACACUUGUGAGGACACAAUGCAACAUAACUAAUCUUAACUAAAUGUCUAACUCUGACCAUCAAACCUGAGCCUGAACCCUCAAACCAGACCACUGAGGUUUAAAGCUGUGGUCCUCACAAAGAUAGACAUACCAUGCUCAUACACACACAUCUGGAUUCCAUCAGAGGCAGGGAGAGCAGAUCUGAGAUCAGAUUGUCAACCAGGCUGCUGAGGCUCACACUGCUGAUACUACAAUGACCACUACUGACACCAAAAUAAAACCACAGUGAGAGGAAGAGGAAGAUAGCUGCUGCUGCUGCUGCUGCUGCUGCUGCAGACAAACUCAGAGACACACACUGAGGUGUUGCAAGGAAAAGGAAAAGUAGAAAAGGUGCAAGAAGUGAAGGAAAAGAAGAAGAUGAAGGUGGUUUCUGGAACUCUGAUCUUCGUCUCUUUGCUGUCACUGGCCUGCAGCGUCUUUCCAUCUUCUGGUCCUACAGAGGAAUGCCCUGGCAUGUCUGUCCGUCUGCGGGCAUUCAAGCUGAUGACCAACUGUAACUUCACCACUCUGAAGGAGAAGCAGAUGAAUGAGAUCCAGGCUCCAACCACCAACCUGUACCUGCCGGUCCUGUACCUGCUGGCCUUCAUCGUGGGUCUGCCCUCCAACCUGUUGGCUCUGUGGCUUCUACUGUUCAGGACCAAAUCACUCCCAUCCACCACGCUGCUCAUCAACCUGACGGCCGCUGACUGCCUGCUGCUGCUGGUGCUGCCGUUCCGUAUCGCAUACCAUUUCAGGGGGAACCACUGGGACCUGGGCGAGCCUUUCUGUCGUGUUGUCAUGGCGAUGUUUUACGGCAACAUGUACGGGUCUGUGCUGUGUCUGGCGUUCGUGGCUCUGGACCGAUACAUCGCUUUGGUUCACCCGUUUCGUGCCAAAACGCUGCGCAGCAGGCGGAUGUCCCUGUGCAUGACAGCGGCGGUGUGGACGGUGGUGCUGGCUGCCAUGCUGCCUCUGCUGGUAUCACAGCAGACCUACGAGCUGGACGAGCCUCAGAUCACCACCUGCCACGACGCCCUGCCUGAGAUGGAGCAGGAAAACUUCUUCCUGCCGUACUUCGCCACCUUGUUCUCUGUCUGCUUCCUACUGCCCUUCGUGGUCGCCGUGUUCUGUCACGGCGCCGUGCUGCGCACUCUGCUGGCCGAGGGGAAGCGCUACGGUCACGCCAUCCGGGUAACGGUGCUGGUCAUACUGGUCUUCAUUGGGUGUCUGCUGCCCAGCAACAUUCUCCUCCUCCUCACCUACACCGACAGCUUGCCAAAUGCAGACGGCGAGGACUUCUACGUGCCCUACAUGAUUAGCUUAGCGGUUAGCACCUUCAACAGCUGCAUCGACCCCUUCAUCUUCUACUACGUGUCAUCGGAGUUCAGGGAGAAGGCGAGGAGCGCUCUGUGCUGUUACAGCGUCUCUGGAGACAGAUCAACCUCCCUGGGGAACAACGUGUCGCACUCCUCCUCAUCAUCAGGCCUGAGGUCAAAGGUCACACUGUUGUCCAUGUCCAGUCGGAAGGUAACAUCAGAGACGGCAUGAGGGGUCAGAGCCACAGUGAAUCCUUGUCCAUCACAGUCCUGUUCACAUUGAGAUGACUGGACACUUUGGAGGAGUAUCCUAGCAUGCAUUUCAGACUCAGAGCUUUUCAUUUUCCUUCUCCAGCUGAUUUUGUGUCCCUUAAUUAAAUUCUGAUAUUUUUUUCAGCUGAGACAGUUUCGAUUUGUCGUAGUCAGGUUAAUAAAAUAAAUUCAUUCUGAUGUUUUCAGAGACGUGAGGAGCUUUCAGUCAGAGUCCAUGGUCAUCCUCCAGUGGAGAGGGUCUCAGUUGAGUUUUCAUAUGUGAUCAAAUUCCUGUUCCUGAGUGUGAAUCUAAAAUUUGCCUCAUGUUAUAAUCUGACUCUUUUCCUCAUGUUUACCUGUGGUCAGGAAAAAGUGACAGUCACAUGACUGCUGACAUCACCACAGCCGUCACUCAAACAUCUGUCAUGUGUAACGUCUCAUCUGAUGAGGACCAUAAAUGUUGGACUGCUCCUUUAACCUGGGAAUAUAAUCCAUGAUAUGAAGGCAGUAUUGAUCACUGAUGACAUGAUCCAUUCUGACAAAAAUCAGUCAGACACUUUUGUUCACACAUGAAUAAAAAUAAUAAAGAAAUAAAUAUAAAGAA
Molecule: messenger RNA, 2837 nt
Organism: Lates calcarifer (barramundi perch)
Lineage: Eukaryota; Metazoa; Chordata; Actinopteri; Centropomidae
Product: proteinase-activated receptor 4
Biological process (GO): phospholipase C-activating G protein-coupled receptor signaling pathway; positive regulation of Rho protein signal transduction; blood coagulation
Cellular component (GO): membrane
Molecular function (GO): thrombin-activated receptor activity
Source: RefSeq, a predicted model, not a curated record